UGUGUUGAGUUGUAGUCAAUGAUAGUGAAGACAAACCAAACAUCACAUGAAGUGACGACAUGUGAAUCGACUGAACCGUUGAUCCAUUGAAGUGACAAUCAAUUUGAAGGACACAAAGACAUGAAGAUUGCUGUAAUUGGUUGCUCUCACGGAGAGUUGGAUAUCAUUUAUGAGGACAUCCGGGGUAUAGAAGAGCGCCAAAAAACAUGCAUCGAUUUAGUGAUCAUUUGCGGCGACUUUCAGGCCGUCCGUAACGAGUAUGACCUCCAAUGUAUGGCAGUUCCCUUCAAAUACAGACAAUUGCAGACUUUUCACAAGUAUUAUAGCGGACAGUCGGUGGCGCCUAAACUGACUCUUUUUAUCGGCGGUAAUCACGAGGCCUCUAAUUAUCUGCAGACACUCGCGUACGGCGGUUGGGUGGCCGACAACAUCUACUUUAUGGGCUACGCGUCUGUUGUCCGCUUCAAAGGCCUCAGGAUUGGCGGCAUUUCGGGUAUUCAUAACAAUAAACACACAAAUAGUGGUCACUAUGAGAGACUUCCGUACGAUGAGGACACUAAAAGAAGUGCUUAUCAUAUGAGACAAUCUGAUGUCUAUAAACUCAUGCAAUUGAAUGGUGGAAGUAAUGACAAUGAGAGCGAAAUUAAACAAUCAUUGGAUGUGAUGAUAUCACACGACUGGCCAUUAAACAUUCACAGUUGCGGUGAUGUCGAUGGUUUACUAAGAAGGAAAAGACAUUUUCUUCAUGAUAUCCGAAACAAUUGUUUGGGAAAUCCAUUACUGGAACCACUAAUGCGACAGUUGAAACCAAAACAGUGGUUUUCAGCUCAUCUUCACGUGAGGUUUGAGGCAUUUAUUAACUUCACUCCCGAUAUGUCAGUUCAGACCAGAUUUUUAGCGCUGGACAAAGUGCUGCCUAAAAGACAGUAUAUGGAAAUCAUUGACAUCGAGCCGACAGAACAGUCAGAUAGUAAUGACUUUGAAUACGACGCCGAAUGGCUGGCAAUACUUCAGUCGACCAAUAAGUUGAUGAGUAUUGAUAAGAGGUGUUCAGUGCCAUCACUUGUGAUGAGUCGCCAUUCAGUUAGUGAAAGUGAUAUUAAUAAAGUGAAACAACUCUUUGAUAAUGAUUUGAAAAUACCGAAAAACUUUAAAAUACAAGAACCGGCUCUUAACGGUUCCGACAACGAUAGUGACCCACAAAGGAUUCGCAAUUAUGUCAAUUCACAAACUGUUGAAUUUUGUAAAAAACUUGGUAUAACUGAUCCAAUGUCUGCUAUUAUUGAGUCAAUGAAACCUCUGCCAAAUCCGGAUCAGAUUUCUAUCAGUGAUGAUGAAGAAGAUGAUGAAGAAGAAGAUAAAACUGAUGAAAAUCCACAAAAGCGUCACAAAGCAGAUGAAACCAUUGACGGCGGAGAUCUGUUUUUUGUCGAUAGAAAAGGAGGCGACAAUCCUAAAGGUGCACAGAUUGACCUCAAAGUUAAUAAAUUAAUAGAAAAUAAAAAUCAUAAUUCAAAUGAUAUUAUGACGGCUAACACAAGUGCUGACGGAUUACUCACUAAAAGACAACAAAAGAGAAGAGCAGAUAAAGUGAAGAAACAGACCAAACAAGUGGAGACAUUGAAUAAAAUUAAGACAAACAACGAAACUAAGAAUCAAAUAAAAGACAACAAUAUUACGAAAAAUAAGAAAUUGAAAGAUUUAAAUGAAGAUAAAAUUGUAAAGAAAGAAAUUAAAGCUAUUAUUGAAAGUAAUGAUAAAAGACGACAACUUAUUAUUGAAAGACUUGAUUGGGUUAAAGCAAACCUCCCGAUGAAAGAUCCCGAAGUAGAGAUCGAAGUCAUCACUUUAGAUGAUCUCAACAUUCAAUGA
Molecule: messenger RNA, 1872 nt
Organism: Oppia nitens
Lineage: Eukaryota; Metazoa; Arthropoda; Arachnida; Sarcoptiformes; Oppiidae
Gene: ldbr
Product: lariat debranching enzyme B-like
Exons: 2
Coding region: 121-1872 (583 amino acids)
Biological process (GO): mRNA splicing, via spliceosome
Cellular component (GO): nucleus
Molecular function (GO): RNA lariat debranching enzyme activity
Source: RefSeq, a predicted model, not a curated record